This is a messenger RNA of Phacochoerus africanus (Common warthog), 3162 nucleotides long. It is a transcript of the gene KY, whose product is annotated as kyphoscoliosis peptidase. The record is from RefSeq and is a predicted model, not a curated record. The transcript is spliced from 11 exons. The coding region runs from base 61 to 2049 and encodes 662 amino acids. NCBI's taxonomy places the organism in Eukaryota, Metazoa, Chordata, Mammalia, Artiodactyla, Suidae.
AUUUGCAGCGCAGGCAGCCUCGCGAGCGGCCGCGGCGCGCCAGCCGGAGCGGGCAGCACCAUGGAGCUGAAGAAGGACAGCAACGCCGUGUCCAUCGACAUGCUGCUGAUCGUGCACUCGGAGAAGCGGCGCGCCGCACAGGGCGCGCACUCGGACCGACAGACGGACCCGGGCGCGCCGCCGCAGCGCAGAGGAGGACUCCAAGGCAUCGGAAACGGAAUCCGGAGAUGGCAGAAAUUAGAAGGAAGUGACCUACAUGGAAACCUGGUGGAGAAGCAGCACCUUCAGCAGACCCAGGUCAUCACUUCCUAUGACAACCAAGGGACACAGCUGACUGUGGAGGUCCACCCUCGAGAUGCCAUGCCCCAGCUGCUCAAGAAGUUCUCCUUGGCUAAACGUUUACAAGGUGAUAAAAAUGGAAACACAAGACCCCGGCAGCCUGGAGGGAAAGAUGCCCAUGCCUACCCCUGGGAUCGCUCCAGCCUGAAAUCCAUGCCCCUGGACCUGCGGCAGUUUGAGAAACUGGACGCCUAUGCCUCACAGGUGAUGGUCAAGAGCGGCCUGGAUGAGCUGGUGAGUGACCUGCUCCAGGAGGCCCACAGUGACCUGGAGAGGGUCCGCGCCAUCUGGAUCUGGAUCUGCCACCACAUAGAGUAUGACAUUGAGGCCGCCCAGGAGAAGGACCGCCAGGCCUUCAAACCCACCACCAUCCUGCAGACCCAGAAGACCAACUGUGACGGCUACGCUGGGCUCUUUGAGAGAAUGUGCAGGAUCGCUGGAGUGCAGUGUAUGACUGUGCCUGGCUACUCCAAGGGCUUUGGCUACCAGCCAGGGCAGAGCUUCUCUGGGGAGUUUGACCACGCCUGGAAUGCCGUGUACCUGGAGGGGAGAUGGCACCUGGUGGACAGCACCUGGGGCAGUGGCCUGGUGGAUUCCGCCACCUCCAAGUUCACCUUCCUCUACAAUGAAUUCUACUUCCUCACCCAUCCUGCUCUGUUCAUCGAGGACCAUUUCCCAGACAACAAGAACUGGCAACUGCUCAAACCUCCUCAAUCCCUGAGGCAGUUUGAAAACAACAUGUAUCACAAGAGCGAAUUCUACAACAAGGGGAUGCUGAGUGCCCAACCGGAGACCUCCAUCAUCAAGACAGUGAACGGGAAGGCCACGGUCACCAUCGAGAGCUGUGCCCCAACGCUAUUCAUGUUUAUGCUCAACGGCAAGCAGGAGCACGGGCUGCUGAGCCUCAGGAAGAACGGGAUGAAGCUGGAAGUGUACCCUCCAACCGUGGGCACCCACAAGCUGCAGAUCUUUGCCAAAGGCAACUCGGAGAUCUACAGCUCGGUGCUGGAGUACACGCUCAAGUGCCACUAUGCAGACAUCGACGUCCGGCUGCCCGCUGAGCUGCACCAGCCCGUGGGCCCCAGCUGGUUCUCGGAGCAGAUGGGCAUCACGAAACCAUCCCACCCCGAGCCCGUCAUCUACACCAGUGAUGGGCGCUGCUCCAUCAGCUUCGGCGUGGAGGAGGGCAUCAGUGUCCUGGCGUCGCUUCAUGGGGACGACGGCCCCAUCACUGAAGAGACGCAGCGACGCUACAUCUUCCAGCUGCACCGGGAGAAGCACACGGAGCUGAAAGUCCAGCUGCCCCACGCUGGCAAGUUCGCCCUCAAGAUCUUCGUCAAGAAGAGGCAGGAACCGGGCAACUACAUCUUCGUCUUCAAUUACCUCCUGUGCUGCACCAACACGAAGGUGAACUGGCCCGUGUUCCCUGAGAGCUUCGGCAACUGGGGGCAGGACAAUGAGCUGCUGGAGCCCCUAUCAGGCGUGCUUCCUGCCAACCGCAACGUCCCGUUCAAGCUGAAGCUGCACGGUGUCGCCAAAGCUCUGGUGAAGGGACAGGACACGUGGCCGCUGACCCUAAACCACGAGGGCUACUGGGAGGGCAGCUGCAGCACGGCCGGCUGCCAGGAGGUCUACGUCAUGGUGCUGGAGAAUGCCAACCACAAUUUCUACUCCUACAUCCUGAAGUACAAGGUGAACGACACCCAGUGAGAGCCUGGCCCAGGGCAGCACACAGAGCCCCGGACACACCACUGAGUCUGCAUGGAAUCCCUUCUGGGCCUCUGCCUCCGUCUCCCUGUUCUGCCGCGGAAGCUGCGAUAUUUGUGUUCUGGUGGCUGAGGCGACAGAGGCAAAGGCCCUUUAGAAGACAAAGGUGCUAUGUAAAUCCAAGGUAUUGUCAACUCUACACCACUGCCCAGAUGCCCCCUUCUCAUGCUGAUGCUGUUGUUGUUCUAGGGCCGGUGGGAAAGCAAGGACACUGCCCGGGCUGAAAGCUUUUCCCUGCAAUGGGGAGAGAGGAGAGGGCAUGCUCUGGGAGGCUGCGUUAUCCUGAAUCCUAGAGCCCCUUUCAAGGAGCAUCACUGUGUUUCUCCCAGACGCCGGAGCGGAGGUUGGACAAUCAUCUUUUUUCCCAGACCUGACCGUCUUCCGCAUUCCUGCGGCUGCAUCUUUCUCUUCCAGGGCCCGAGAAGGAAGGUGUGGGAGAGGAAGCAGACCAUCCACAACCCCUGUAUAUGCCAGGAAUGUGGCAACAGGAAAGUUAUGGGAGAUGCCAAGGCAGCCAGUGCCUGCUCUUGGGUGUCCUGGGUGGGAGGCAGAGGACAAAGAACACUUUGCCCUCCUGCCGUCUGAGUCUAAGGGUCUAGGCCUCUGCUCUCAGAGGGAUUAAUUCGGUCCAAUCCGUCUAACUGGCUCCUCCAGGCCCUCUCAGAGCCUGUGCCUUAGGCCCACCCUGCACCUUCCCCAGGGAGCCUUAGGAGGCUACUGGGCCCUUGGGGAGCCCUGGUGAUAACCCUAAACAAAGACCAAGACAGAGAGGUCAGGUGAGGGAGUGAUGAGAAUGCUGCCAGGCCCCACUCCCCGGCCCCCAGAUUCCUACCACCAAAGCCACACCUGGGAGGACUUUGACCUGCCUGGGAGUGGUUUCUGUGCUUGUCCCUUCCAUCCCUUCUCAGACAAAAGAGACCCCCAGGGCCCUCCCUCUGUAGGGAUGUUCAGAGCCCCUUGUCUGCUCAGGCCUGAGAAGGCUUGGCUGCCCAGCUGGCCCUUAGCAGCAUCUCCGGCCAGCGUUGCCAUGGCAACAGUGGACCGUCUGGCUCCAGU